Molecule: messenger RNA, 624 nt
Organism: Racocetra fulgida
Lineage: Eukaryota; Fungi; Glomeromycota; Glomeromycetes; Diversisporales; Gigasporaceae
Source: the annotation of a GenBank genome assembly
CGUCCGUUUGAAUGUGAUAAUCAAGAAGAGUUAAAGAAAAUGAUCGUCAAAGCACCGAUCAAAUAUCCUGACAUGGAUCCACCUGUUAGUCCUGCUUGCAUCUCUGCAAUUCAAGGUUUUCUUGAACGAGACAUUACAAAGCGUUUGGGCUGUGGCCCUAAUGGGUUUGCUUUUAUUCAAAACCACCCAUUUUUUCGUAACAUUGAUUGGUCAUCGUUGGAAAAUAAGAGUAUAAAUCCAAUAUUUCGCCCUUCAUCAGAUAGAAUCAAUUUUGACGCUACAUAUGAUUUAGAAGAAUUGCUUUUGGAAGAACAACCGCUGGAAGCGAAAUCACGCCGACGAAAACCUAGAAAAUAUAAGGAUGGUGAAGGAUCUGAAAAAGAAGCACAAUAUCAAUUGAUUGAAGAGAAAUUUAAGCCAUUUGAUUAUACAGUAUUUGAAAGAUAUGAAGGCUGGGUAGACCCAGUCACCAAAUGUGUUGCGGAACCACCUGAAUGGGUUAAACCAGCUGCUGUUGAAUUAGCCAAUCAAAUGGAAAGAGAAAGCCAAGAUGGAAUUGGUACAGGAUCAGGUGAUCUUAGUAGUUUAGCAGGAAUACCUUUAGAAGGUGGGGUUCAGGUUUAA